Molecule: messenger RNA, 2959 nt
Organism: Tachysurus fulvidraco (yellow catfish)
Lineage: Eukaryota; Metazoa; Chordata; Actinopteri; Siluriformes; Bagridae
Product: sarcalumenin-like
Exons: 7
Coding region: 75-2177 (700 amino acids)
Molecular function (GO): GTP binding
Source: RefSeq, a predicted model, not a curated record
CCUAAAUGCCCUCUGCCCUUCGUAGGGGGUAUAUAUAGCUUGCAGGAGAGGUUUGUCACCCCCGGCAGUCGAAAAUGAAGCUUGCACUGUCCUGCCUGCUUGCCCUGCUGGCCCUCGCCACCUCCGAUUCGGUGAGUGAGGUGCCUGAAGAUGAGGCUCUGAUGCGUCUGCAGCUGCAGCCGGAAGGUGACCUGUUCCCUUGCUGCGAUGGCACUGAGGAGAUCAGCCAGAGUUCCUCAAAUGACACACCUGCACCUGAGCGAACCGUUUGCCAGCCCUGCAGCACUGGUUCUCAGUUGGUCCCCCCCAAUAGAGGCAAUGUAGCCAGGGAGGAGCGGCCAAGUGAAGAAGAGUCAGAGCAGGAGGAAGAAAGCCAGGAGGAGGAGUUGGAAGAUGAGGAGCAGGUGGAGAACAAGGAACAGGAGGGAGCAGAUGAAGUGGACGUGGCUGUGGAGGAGGAGGAUGAAGAAGAUCCCACAGUUAAUCCUACUGGGGUGGGGGAAGAGGUGACCAAGGGAGAACCUUUGAAGGAGAAAGCUUUGGGAAGUGACACCAUCUCUGCAACAUUUAUGGCAGAUGCGGCACCUGUAGAAAAAUCCAAAGUUGACACUGCACAGACUAAGAAGUCUGUAGAAGUGAAGAAGGAUGUAGCAGAGAUUGUACAAGAAUCAGGAGAGGAAGCAUCAACUGAUCCUCCUACUGAGGCUGUCAAGGAGUCUGUGUUAAAGGAGGCAGCACGCAAAAGCUCAGGCAAAGGGAAGACCUCUCUGGGAGGCUCUGAGAUGAGGGACAGGUCUCACAUUGACAACACGCUACGUCUGGCUAUGACUGACCCUGCUCAGCGCUUUUCAGCCAUCGUCAAGAAGCUGCAACACAUUUACCACACAGCCAUCAAGCCUUUGGAGGAGGCAUACAAGUACAAGGAGCUCAGACAGCAUGAGGUCUCAGAUGCCGAGAUCGCCUCCAAACCCAUGGUGCUGUUUCUGGGCCCCUGGAGCGUCGGCAAGUCCACCAUGAUAAACUACCUCCUGGAUCUGCACAACAAACCACAGGAGCUUUACACAGGUGCGGAGCCCACUACAUCUGAGUACACUGUAAUUAUGCACGGCGAGAAAGUACGCACCAUUGAGGGCAUUGUCAUGGCGACUGAUACCGCCCGCUCAUUCUCAACCUUGGAGAAAUUUGGCCAGGGUUUCCUGGAGAGGCUGGUGGGCAUUGAGAUGCCACACAAACUGCUGGAGAGAGUCACGCUGGUAGAUACACCAGGGAUCAUCGAGAACCGCAAGCAGCAAGAGAGAGGAUAUCCCUAUAAUGAAGUGUGCCAGUGGUUCAUCGAUCGUGCAGAUCUGAUCUUCCUGGUUUUCGAUCCGACUAAGUUGGAUGUGGGCCUGGAGCUGGAGACGCUUUUCAGACAAAUGAAAGGGCGCGAGUCGCAAAUCCGCAUCAUCCUGAACAAAGCUGACAGCCUGGUACCUCAGGAGCUGAUGCGUGUGUAUGGUGCUCUCUUUUGGAGCCUGGCACCACUGAUCAACGUGACGGAGCCGCCACGUGUCUAUGUCGGCUCAUUCAGGCCUCAGGACUUCACACUCGAUGCUGCCCAAAAACUCUUCAUUCAUGAAGAGGUCUCUCUCAUGGAGGACUUAAAACAGGCCAUUGAGAACCAGCUGGAGAACAAGAUCGCCUUUCUGCGGCGCCAUGCCAUCCGUGUUCGCGUUCAUGCUCUCCUUGUUGACCGUUACCUCCAAACCUACCACGAGAAGCUUGGCUGGUUUGGCGACUCACAUGAGGUGAUGAAGGAGAUCGUGGCUGAUCCUGACCGGUUCUACAUCUACAAAUCAGUGCUGGCCAAAACCAACGUGAGUAAGUUCGAUCUACCAGGACCAGAGUUGUACCAGGACUUUUUCAAUGUGAAUGCACUGGGAGAAUUCAAACUGUUGCAGAAGCACUGUGGCUGGAGGGGUGGGUGCUUGUUGGAGAAGAUUGAGAGUGCCAUCACACAGGAGCUGCCUACUUUGCUGGCCAGCCUUGGGAAAACUGAGGAAGCACCAAAGGUGGAGAAGCCCAAGGAAGUGGAGAAGCCCAAGGUAGUGGAGAAGCCCAAGGUAGUGGAGAGGCCAAAGGCUGAGGAAAAGCCCAAGGUAGAGGAGAAACCCAAAAACCCCUGGAGAAGGCAGUGAAGAAGGUUCUUUGAAAGGACAGGGUGGGGCUUAAUAUUUUUGGGUUGCACAACAGCAUUCAUACAUACUGGACUCAGGGCAGCGAACAUAUCAAUGUGUCGAUACAUGAAAAAAGCAGUAAAUAAAGGCUUUAAUUGUGAAAUGGAAAUUGAAUAAAGGAAUGAAUAAUCAAUGAAUGGAUGAAUAAAUGGAUGAGUGGAUGAAUGGAUGAUCAGUGGAUGUAUGGAUGACUAAAUGGAUGUUGGGCUAAAAAAGCCACGAUCAGUCAAUUGAAAAUUAAAGGCUUCAUUUUCAGAUUUUAGUGGACAGAAAUAUACCAAAAGAUCAUGUUCCCUGUACACAACAUAGGGCGUCCAAUACAUAAGUCUCCAUUCAUAGGGAAAAUUAACACCCCUCUCUACCAAAUGUUACUUUAUUUAAAAAAUAUCCUUUUAAAAAAUACAUUCUUAAAAAUAACUGGAAAAAAAUUUAAUAUAAACAAAGUAUAAAAAAAAAAAAAAUUUAGACACUGUGUUAAAAAUUCAUUUCCCGUAUGUAUGGAGACUUUUGGGACGUGCAUGUGUACACUUUUGUUUUCUUUUCGAUUUUACUUCUUACGCCUCACACAAUUUCUGUUGUUGUUGCCGUUUUUUUUUAGUGUCAGUUAAUAUAUUCUGAGAACAUCUCAGUUUUCUAACUUCACAAUACGUUUGCCUCCUGAAUAUUUCUGAGUAAUUCAUUUUGAUGAAUGUAUGUAGCGCUGCAUGUGAAAUGUAAUUUCCGAUUAAAGCUUUCCUAUUUUA